Molecule: messenger RNA, 1386 nt
Organism: Scatophagus argus
Lineage: Eukaryota; Metazoa; Chordata; Actinopteri; Scatophagidae
Gene: scgn
Product: secretagogin, EF-hand calcium binding protein
Exons: 11
Coding region: 95-913 (272 amino acids)
Biological process (GO): regulation of presynaptic cytosolic calcium ion concentration; regulation of long-term synaptic potentiation
Cellular component (GO): synapse; cytosol; nucleus
Molecular function (GO): calcium ion binding
Source: RefSeq, a predicted model, not a curated record
AUGUCAACCAAGCAGCCAUCUGAACAGUUCACCACAGUCAGUCCUCGUUGCUUUUUGUGCUAAAGUUGACAGCUGACUGCUCUUCUUCAUUAAAAUGGACAGUGCCUUUGAUAACCUAGAUGCAGCUGGUUUCCUGGAAAUCUGGCAACACUUUGACGCAGAUGAUAAUGGCUACAUUGAGGGCAAAGAGCUUGAUGACUUUUUCCGUCAUAUGAUGAAGAGACUCGGUCCGCAGGAGAAAGUGACUGAAGAGAGAGUCCAGAGACUGAAGCAAAGGUUUAUGUCUGCCUACGAUGUCACUGCUGAUGGAAAACUACAGAUUCAGGAGUUGGCCAAUAUGAUCCUCCCUGAAGAUGAGAACUUCCUGUUAAUUUUUCGCAGAGAAGCUCCUCUGGACAACAGUGUUGACUUCAUGAAGAUAUGGAGGAAGUACGAUGUCGACUGCAGUGGUUACAUUUCGGCUCAGGAGCUCAAGGCUUUCCUGAAAGAUCUGUUCCAACAGCAUCACAGGGAGGUGUCUUCUGACAAGCUGGAGGAGUACACAGACACAAUGAUGAAAAUCUUUGACAAAAACAAGGAUGGCUGCCUGGAUUUGAACGACUUGGCCAGGAUCUUGGCGUUAGAAGAGAAUUUCCUGCUCCAGUUCCAGAUGGAUGCCUGCAGCAAAGAGGACAGAAAGAGAGACUUUGACAAGAUCUUUGCCCAUUACGAUGUUAGUAAAACAGGAGCACUGGAGGGUCCUGAGGUGGACGGUUUUGUCAAAGACAUGAUGGGCCUGGUCCGGCCUAACAUCACGGGUCCGGAGCUGGACAAGCUGCGAGCCGUUCUGUUGCGUCACUGUGAUGUCAACAAGGAUGGAAAGAUCCAGAGAAAUGAACUAGCUCUGUGUCUGGGAGUCAAACCUAAGCCUUAGAUAGAGACUUGUAUUUUGAAACACUCAAUCUGUAUUUGCUGUAUAGCAAAUAAUUGUAGACUGUUGUUUUGAUCUGUCGACAUUUUGUCUGAUUGUGGGGUUAUUUAAAGAUAAAUAUUCAUAAACAGUUAUUGAUCGUGCAUAUGAUAUAAGUGCAGUUUCGUGCAGUGUGAUGGAAAAAACAAAAUGAAAUGGCUUGAGAUGAUCGUGUUUGCUGUGCAUGGUGUAGGUCAAGAGAAAAGUAUGCAAUGUGAGUGUUAUUUGCCUACAGUGUCUGCGCUAUAAGGUUUGUUCGAUAUUAAUCAGGUUGUUAGUCUGUGAACACGUUAGUGUAGAUUUCAAAAGUUUUUCUUCUUUUAGUUUAGUGCUGGAGUAUGUUACUGACAUUUGUCCAUCUGCAUGUUUCUCUACCAAAGGAGGCUGUUGUCAUUUUAUUAAAAUGCACGAUUGAGGAAUUAAAAUGAUUGACAAAU